Acanthosepion pharaonis is the source of this 1263-nucleotide messenger RNA. NCBI's taxonomy places the organism in Eukaryota, Metazoa, Mollusca, Cephalopoda, Sepiida, Sepiidae. The record is from the annotation of a GenBank genome assembly.
AUGAAUAAUGCCAGUGACAACGAGACAGUCACUCAGCACACGAAUAAUAAUAAACACGUCGUUCACAUUAAACCGAAAUUUGAAGACUGCAAUAUGACAACAACUGGUCUUCUUCUUUCUGGUGUUGUUGAUAAUAACAAUGCCGACGAGACUGAAUGGAGAAGAGAUUGGCAACCAGACCUCAAAUGUUGUCCCUGGAAAGUUUUGCAGGCUGACCAUUAUGUUUAUUUGGUAAAGGCGAACUUUUUGCACGAUUCCUACCAAUUCCUCAUCACCGAUCUUAACCAUUUCUGGUAUGAAUCAAUCACACACUCAGAAUUUUUGAAUCGGCUUCAGGAACUGAAUCCAAAUUUGGAAGCACCAACAACUAAAAUCCUUGACCAUAUAAAAACCAAUUUGGAAAAAAACUCUUCAGACAAUUUGAGUAUCUCAAAAGAGGAAAGCAAAUCCAGACUGCAUCUUUGGAUCAAUUCUGAUUUGGCUGGUUUCCCAUUUUGUUGGCAGAUGAUUGGAGAAUCUGCUCAUGAAGAAAUGGUUUCUGAGAAUACAACUAUUCCUCUUUUGAUGAUGGUCUCUGAACUGUAUCGGCGCCAGAAGGCACUGCUUCGUAUCAUAUUUGAAAAGGACAAAGAAAUUGAGAACUACAAAGCCCAAGGCUGCAAACUUACGAAAAAGAAUAUUGCUACUGUGCCAUUUGAUGAAACAGUGUUUGAACACAGCAUGGUUUUUUCUCAGGAAUUUGAAGAUAAUGUCAAAUUGUUGGGUACUACAGCAUUUGAAAGUUCAGGACAGGAACUUUAUCAAAACAUCAUGACAAAAUACACUUGGUUGCACAGAUGCACCAAAACUGAACCAGAGCUGUCGAAAUCAUCCUUGGAAGAACCAAACACUGUGUUCCAGCAGCUAGAGGAACUUUCAGCCUCAGUGGAAGGGGAGGAUGCAAUUCAGGUGGGGAAGGUGGAGGUCGAUGAGGAGCAGGUACCAAUCUAUGAAUGCUCCCAGUGUAUUUUCUCAACUGCUUCACAAGAUCUUCUCGUUCAACAUAUCAGCCUCUACCAUUCCGAUCCAUUUGUUAACACCACUCCAGAUCCUAUACAACAAACACCAAAUAGUAUUUCUCUGGGCAUGACACCGCCACUUCAACUACAACCAGUCCCACAGACCACACUCUUACCUCAGUCUUCUGGGACACAAAAAAUAACUCUAACAGUACUGAGCAAGGUGCUGGAAACAUCUCUUGUCAGCAAUGUAGCAGCGAUAUAA